This is a messenger RNA of Drosophila elegans, 2682 nucleotides long. RefSeq lists its product as uncharacterized. The transcript is spliced from 2 exons. Lineage: Eukaryota; Metazoa; Arthropoda; Insecta; Diptera; Drosophilidae. The record is from RefSeq and is a predicted model, not a curated record. The coding region runs from base 92 to 2380 and encodes 762 amino acids. Gene Ontology annotation, molecular function: chromatin insulator sequence binding; zinc ion binding. Gene Ontology annotation, cellular component: chromosome; nucleus. Gene Ontology annotation, biological process: regulation of transcription by RNA polymerase II.
AACAAUAACAGCUGCGCGGCAAACAUUUUAUAAACAAAACAGUAGAAUUUAACAAUUAAUUUUGAUUACCUGGUCAAAUAAAACUCCAAAGAUGCCGGCCCACUGCGCCGUAAUAAAUUGCAGCCAUAAAUAUGUUCACGCUGGCAGCAUUUCCUUCCACAGAUUCCCCUUUAAACGGAAAGAUCUCCUCCAGAAGUGGAAGGACUUUACGCAAAGGAGUGGUCAGUGGAUGCCUUCCAAAUGGAGUGCAUUGUGCAGUCGUCACUUUGUCGAUGAGGACUUCAAUUGCAGUAAUAACAGGAAAACACUUAAAAAGAGUGCUGUGCCCUCGGUUAGAGUUCCGGAUGAGAACCCCCAGCAUGUCCAUUUGCUACAGGUGUCCCCCAGCAGCAGGCCAAAUCACAAACAAACCCUCGCCAGUGCCGCCGAAUCACCGGCAACAGGUGUUAAAGCCACUUGUCGCUUUUGUGGCUCCUCCGCCACCAAUUGCUCCUCGUUCGACAAGAGUUUCGAGCUCUUUGGCAUGAUCCAGAAAUGCUUUCCUACGCUCCAGAUCCUGCAGGACGACACCUUGCCCAAGGAUAUAUGCAAGGAGUGCUGUCUGCUGCUGGAGCGCUUUUCCCAAUUCAUCGAUGUGGUGAUGCUGGCCCAAAGUGAACUGCAAAGGAAAUAUCGUCGCCAGUUGAAGAUCAAACAGGAACCGCUUGUCCGUGUGAAACAAGAGGCCUGCGACAAUCUGGACAAUCUGUUCCCCGACGAACUGGACAUGGGCUUGGAGCAGGACGAGGGCUGCGAUCAAGAGGAAACGGAGCAAAAGUUCCAGUUCUGCGAUUUUCCCAUGCUCAAUUCCCAGGACAUUAUCAACAACUGUGAUAUCAUGGAGAUCAUCAACCUAGAUGAUCCCUUUAUAAACAUUCCGGACGACGCGGAUGUGGGCCAGUCGGAGAGAGUGCAACCCGGAAGAACGGCCAAUGAAAUGCUGCAAAAUGAGCUCCUGACCGAGGAGCACAAUUACGCCAAGGAGGAGUGGCAACUUCCUCCGCAUCAGUACAAAACUGAGAAGGUGGAGGGGGCGGAAACGGCACCAGAUAUUGGUCCUCCGCUUGCCGAUCCGCCACCGCUUCAGGAUCUUAUACCUCCUCUUUCGGCACCUGAACCCAGGUCCUGCAAACCCAUUGUGACCAACGUGAGCCAGAUACCCAAUCCUUUGAUCUGCGAACUGCUGCCACCACCGGCUCCUCCCACUUCAGUCAAACCCAACAUUGUAGUGCUAAACGAUAGUGUGGUCGAAUCCUCGGCUGCCUUUCGGCUGCACAACUGCACCUUGUGCUCUGCUAAAUUUAUAACUAUAGAUAGUUUAAAUCAGCAUUUUACCCAUUGCCAUAGCAAUAUUACACCUAUGGUGAGUGUUCCUCCAAUGAACAUUAGCCUGUCCAGCUUGCCAUUGAACCCUCCCAUGAAACUGGAGGGCAAUAGGGGAUUUGUGGCAACCGAACAAUUGGAUUACUGGCAGCCAGGAUGGCAGAAUAGUCCCAUAUCCACGCAACCUAGGAAAAAGAUUGAUAUCCUGGACAUGCAAAGCAGUUUCAUGCAUCAUAAGGAUCUCAUCUCCACUGCUACCCAACUAACAGCACCUGUUCCCGAUCCUCAGCUGGAUGUAGCGACUGCAAACUAUGCUAAACUGGCUGCUAAAUAUCGGAAAUUGCAUCUGAAAUGCCAGAAAAUGAAAACUUCUAGGAAGAAGCGUAGAAAAUCUUUCGAUUGCCGGAUAUGCAGGAAAAGAUUUUCCAGUUUAAGAAAGUUACACCACCAUCGUCGUAUAGAAGCCCACUUCGUUAAGCUAAUACCCAACUUUUUCGUUCGCUGUUGUGGUUGCCUGAAGUUAUUUCGGUCCCGCUUGGGACUUCGGCAGCAUAUGCGGUACAUUUGUCAAUCGAUGUCGCUUAGAAACCAUCGCCGCAUUCAGAGCUUCAAGUGCCGCCACUGCCAGGCCAUCGCCUUUGCCCACUGGCGCCUAUAUCGUCGUCACGAAGUCAAUUGCAGGCCCAAAAAAUCAAAAACAAAGGACCAGAUGUUAUUGAAUUCCAAAAAGAAAGUCACGCCCGCCCAGAUUUUUGUGUGCAAUAUUUGUAAAAAGUCAUUUGGAUCGCUGAACGGACUACGUCAGCAUAACAUCACCCACUCGACGGAGCGACAGCACAAGUGCGGCAUCUGCGAGCGAGUCUUCAAGCGACGCAACGGACUAUCCCAACACAUUAAGGGCUACCACCUGCAGCUCAAGCCGCACGAGUGUCCCGUCUGCCAGCAUCGCUAUGCCCUGAAAUGCGAUAUGCUGAGGUGCAGACAUUCCCUCCGAAAAGGGCCAAAUGCCGGAGAGUAAACAGAAGACCAGGACAUGAAAGUAAAAUGGAAAUUACUAUCAGCAAAAAUGCUUGAUCAAUAGAUAUGGCCUUCAAAGUAAGUCAAGUUUCAAAAGAUGAAGAUAUAACGUCACUAAAAAUUCUUCUCAACAAUUGCUCUAUUAUUACACAUGGACUUGUUAUACAUGUCAGCAGUAGCAUAAAGCCACUCCAUGGGGUACUUAGUUGGUGGUCUCACACUAUAGCCACGAAGGUGAUAAAGAGUUCGCAGCGUGAAGGAAAUUGAGGCAUGUCAAGAGCUCUGAUGAUAAAGUUAAUUGAU